GACAUUCAUCUCCCCGGUCCUCCCUCCUGUCCUCUCAAGUCACUCACAUCCGGGGCCGCUCGCCACCGGUCCUGCCUCAUCCACGGAGCUGCGCUGCUCCUCCCGCGCUUCCCGCUCGGGCGCCGGGGCCUCCUCUCCGUCGCCGCUGCCGAACGCGUUCCCCCGAGAGCCUGGUUGGUGCGCGCGCGCGCCGAGCUCGGUGCGCCUCGUCAGGGGACGCGCGGACGGUCGCUCGGCCUCUCCAGAGGACGAGAUCCGUGCACUGGCGCGCCGACCUCCGCUGGAGACGGCCAGCAAUGCCAGCCGCCCGCCUGUCCUCCUUCAAGGCUCCUUCACGAGAGCGCCGACCUCCCCUCGCCGCCUUGGCUGCCGCCACGGAGCGCGUCCGCGCCGGAACGCUAAGUCGGCAGGACGCGCACCACCUGUUCGACGAAUUGCUGAGCCAAGCCGCGACAGUCCCAGUACGCAAGCUGAACAACUUUCUUGCCGCCCUCGCCCGUGCACCGCCCUCAGCUGCCUGCAGCGAUGGUCCGGACCUUGCCAUCGCCCUCUUCAACCGCAUGUCCCGAGGCGCUGGUGCACGGGUGGUGUCGCCCACGCUCUCUACCUAUUCCAUCCUCAUGGACUGCUGCUGCCGUGCACGCCGCCCAGAGUUGGUGGUUGCCUUCUUCGGCCGCCUCCUCAGGUUGGGGCUGCGCUUGGAUAUCAUCUCCUCCAGCAAUCUCCUCAAGGGGCUCUGCCAGGCCAAGCGUUCAAAUGAGGCUUUGGACAUGCUGCUCCACCGGAUGCCCGAACUGGACUGUGCGCCUGAUGUCUUCUCGUUCAACAUAGUAAUCAACGGCUGCUUUAAAGAAGGUGAAGUAGACAAAGCGUGCAAUCUCUUCCAUGAGAUGCCCCAACUGGGAGUUCAACCUGAUGUGGUGACCUACACCUCAAUCAUGGACGCACUAAGCAAGUCCGGAGCAAUGGACAAGGCAGAAGUGCUCCUUCGGCAAAUGGUUGAUCAAGGAAUUGAACCCAAUAUCAAGACAUAUAACUGUCUGAUCCAUGGAUAUUCUACUUUUGGUCAGUGGAAGGCGGCAGUUAGAGUAUUCAAAGAAAUGGCAAGUGUUGGUGUUCAACCAAAUGCUGUCACUUUGAACUCAUUAAUCGAUUCCCUUUGCAAGCACAGAAGGACAAAGGAAGCUAGAGAAAUUCUUGACUCCAUGGCCGCAAAGGGCCUGAAACCUAAUAUCGUCUCCUACUCUACUAUGCUUAAUGGGUAUGUCAAAGAAGGAUGCUUCGAUGAUAUGACUGAUCUCUUCAAUUCGAUGGUACGGAAUGGUAUCGUACCUAACCACCAUAUUUUCAACAUACUGAUCAAUGCAUAUGCUAAACGUGGAGUGAUGGAUGAGGCUAUGCACAUGUUCGAAGUAAUGAGGCAACAAGGAGUAAAUCCAGAUGUAUUUAGCUAUCAAAUUGUAAUGGAUUCACUUUGCAAAAUGGGCAGGAUGGAUGCUGCUCUGGACAAAUUUAAUCAGAUGGUCAAUCAAGGAGUUUCACCUAACAAAGCUGUUUACCAAUGCCUGGUUCUGGGUUCUUGCUCUCAUGGUCAUUUUGUGAAAGCCAAGGAAUUGAUUUCUGAAGUGGUUAAUAGAGGUCUGUGUUCUAACAGUGUGUUCUUCUAUCCUGUAAUAAACGGCCUUUGCAAAGAAGGAAAGGUAAAGGAGGCACAGGAUAUGUUUGACUUCAUCCUAGGUAUUGGUCAGCGGCCUGAUGUGAUUAUGUACACUUCACUGAUGGAUGGAUAUUGCCUUGUUGGCGAGGUGGAGAAAGCACUGAGUGUACUCGAUGCUAUGAAAUCUGCUGGCCUUCAACCUGAUGAUGUUGUAUAUGCUACACUUCUUAACGGUUACUGUAAAAUUGGAAGGAUCGCCGAUGGAUUGAGCCUUUUCAGGGAAAUGUCACUCAGCGGGGUUAAGCCCAUGACUAUUAUAUACAACAUUAUACUGGAUGGGCUGUUUUGCUCCGGGAGAACAGUUUGUGCAAAGGAAAAAUUCAAUACGAUGACUGAAAGUGGCAUACCAGUGGGCGUUGACACAUACAACAUACUCCCUCUGGAAAGAUUUAUAAGACGUUUUAGAAAGUGUAGUUCAAAUCUCGGCACGUUAAGAAAAUUCGGUCGUUUCCAUUUUUGCCCCUGCGCUCACUCACUCACCCGCACUCACCCAUUCCCCUCUCGCACUCACUCGCCCGCGUCGACGUCUCCCUGCCCGAAUCCGGCGCGGUGGCGACGCUCCUCCCUCUCGCCCGCGUCGACACCUCCCCCUCGGCCGCUUCGCAGCCUCCCUUCUCCUCUUGUCGCCGCCUCUCCCUCUCCUCGCCCGCGUUGUCUAGCCAAAAUUGUUUUCUUAGUGAGGUCAGGAUGAGCGGGAGGAGCGCGUUCGUCCCCCACGCCGACGUCGGCGUCGAGGAAUAAGCAGGUGGAGGGCAUGGCGGAGCGCCGCCGCCGCAAGCACCUCAAUGACCUCCGCUCCGUCUUACUCCAAGAUCUAGAAGGUCACACAUUGCCGCCAAUGGAGCAGAGCAAAAGGAGGAGGGCGACACCCAGGGAGAGGGGCGGUAGGAACACGAGCGAGCGGCUGUUUUAGAUGAGGAGGAGCGGAGGCAGCGAUGACAUGGUGCAGGCGACCUUCCAUCUGUUGCUGACCAGUGGAGGAGGAGCAGGAGGACGUCGGCGCCGUCGGAACGUGGAGAACAAUCAAUUUGCAGGAUCAAUCCCAGAGAAGAUGCUCAGCGUCCCAAAAUUAGUGCAGAAGACAGGACAACCACGUAACCAUUCAAUUUCUGCAUAAGAAAGGACAACCAUUUAACCAUUCUGAUCCACGGUUCCUCUCCGACGACAGUGAGUUGCUGUUUGUACUCCAUGUUCUUUUGCUUGUACUGCUAGUGGUUAUGCUUGUGCUGCUAUAUCUUCUGGUGCUGCUAGAUUAAUAUGAGUAGGAGUAGAGUAUAUGCAGUAGUUAGAGUGCUUGCUCAGAGUAGGAUUUUUGUUAGGAGCAGUUAGAGUACUCUACUGGAAGUCUGAAAGUACUCCUUGUAAGAGUAGUUCUUUUUUUUAGAAAAGGAGGAUGACCCCCGGCCUCUGCAUCUAGGAGAUGCAUACGGCCACUUUAUUGAUUAUUCUCGAGGACCUUACAAAGUAUUACAACAAUAUGCCUGAAUUCACCAUCUUGGCAACAUAUGCCGCUACUCCUAUCCAUACGAUGAAGGGGUGCUAGCUGGGCCACUCAGACCACUCACCUAAGCCUAACAUCAAAAGCCGGAAGCCCCAGCCGAGCCACAUACCGGGUCUGGGGCACAAUUCGGUCAGACGCACUCGUGUGUCGUCGCCGCCAUCUUCCACAGGUCCAUCCACGCACCCCGCCUUGUAAAUUCAGAAACUUCAGUAAAUUCAGUACUGUAGGAGUACAUUCACUGUUUUUUUUUGCAAGUGAAUAGCAUGUGUUUUCCCCGUUGACCAUGUGUCAUUCUAGAAAUAAAAUUAGUGCAUAUCUAAUGAUAGUAGAUGUGCUUAGCUGAAACUUUAGGAGUGAUUUUUGUUGAUGUUAAUGUUAGGAGUGAUUUUGCUUGGAGUACUUGUACUACUUGUAGGAACAUGGACUAGUUCUUGAUCUGGUGGAGUAGUACUGCUAGAGUAACUUGACAAGUUUGGAUGAAUAGUCUCCUCUCCUUUCCUUGCCUCUCAUCUCCUUUCCUUUCCUCUCCUUGCUUUUCCUCUCGUUGCCUUUUCUCUUCUUCUCAAACAAACAAACUCUCCUUUAGUGUACUAUAGCUAAAACACAACACACA
Triticum aestivum (bread wheat) is the source of this 3831-nucleotide messenger RNA. Its product is annotated as protein Rf1, mitochondrial. The transcript is spliced from 3 exons. NCBI's taxonomy places the organism in Eukaryota, Viridiplantae, Streptophyta, Magnoliopsida, Poales, Poaceae. The record is from RefSeq and is a predicted model, not a curated record. Gene Ontology annotation, biological process: chloroplast-nucleus signaling pathway; mitochondria-nucleus signaling pathway. Gene Ontology annotation, molecular function: protein binding. Gene Ontology annotation, cellular component: chloroplast. Bases 297 to 2408 code for a protein of 703 amino acids.